AUGUUUGCCUCGAGGUCAGCCUUCACAGCAAUCGCCUCCCGUCUCUCUUUCCUCGCUCUCUUGCUCUCAUUUACCAUCCUCAGUCUGCGCCACUCUACGAGAACAAGAAUUCCUUCAAACAAACGGGCGAUGAACGCAUCUAGUGAUCUUACUUCAGGAAUACAGCGGUACGCACAACAUGCAAUGUCGACGAUGGGUCCGCCACUCGCGUACGCGCGUCCGUUAGGACCUCAUCUCCUUGUACCGGCAGUGCUCCGUUCGCUUCCACACGGCAACAUAGCCUACCCCCAGCCUGCAUUGGCACCCAUCCUCCCUGGACAAGAGCCUAUCAGUUGCACGAAAACCUUGUCCGGGUCUAAUACGGCUUCCAGGGGCCGUUCACCAACACAAGAGCGUUGUGAAAUCGCUGCACCCGCGCGUCAGACUGUCCCGGUACCGCGGCUUGGAUCACACGCCGGCCACGCGCACUUCGCUACUGGUGUUGAGGUAAGUGAUAUAGCCAGUCAAGAGAGCGAUGUACAACUUACGGCUAAAAAGCCUCGUCUUCGUGACUCCGGAGGCCUUGACGAAUGCACCAGUGGCACCCACUCUGAUGAUACAAAAGAGCUCUGUGAUUCGGGAGUAUCUUCAGGGACAUCUGGCCUGAUCGCUGAUUCACUCACUGACAGCGCAUCUCUUUCUCUCGAUCCCAUCGAGUUUUCAAUGGGUGCCGCGUCAUCUCCCUCUCCUUUGACCAAACUCGAGAUCGAAGAGGAGUUCGAGGCGAGAAUGCGUCAGGCGCUCUUGAUCCCAUCCACGGGCAGGACCGACUUUGAUGCGGUUCCUCUGCGAACUCGGGGUAAGCUAGUCGGAGUCCCGCGAGCCGGCAGCAAGGGCCACUAUGAGAUGCUGGCGAAGCUCAUUAUGUGGAAGUUUCCCGCGAGAACCUGUAAGAUCAAGGAUAUAGAAGAGAAGAUCGUAGAAAUCUGGCCUGCAUACAAGGAGCUGGCGUCAUGGAGGUCCUGCUUGCAUACCGCGUUGUAUGCGUGCAAAGGGUUCAAGCCACUUGGAAAUGGACUUUGGACGCUCAACUGUGCGGAAGGCCACGGGAAAAAGAAAUCAAAGAACAAUACGGUCAACCCGAAGGAAAGGGAAGACCGAGCGAAGAAUCAUACACGACCUGGACAUCAUAAAGCGUCCAAAUCAUCGAAUAACUCUCGUCGCGGCCCUUCAGCUGCUCCUCGAGUUUCUCUCCUCUCUCACGAGGGACAUGGUGUAGGGGGUGGCGGAAGUCAGCAACGGGGAUCUCGCGCGAAGCCGGAUUCCCCUUAUCGUCGCUGCGAGCGCACCAAAAUGGCUAACUCAGAGUCUCACGCUCAAGACGACGACUCGGACUCUGAUGGUACUAGCUGCACAACUGGCGAGGGCCACUCGGCCGAUCUUAUCGAUUUGUCAGGUCGACUUUGGGAAGCCGUAAGCGACCUCAGCCACUACAUUUCAGAUCCACUCGAUCAGCCCAUAUACGACUUUGAGGCUGACUCGGCUGACUCUCUUUCCGUGGAACUUUCAAGUUGCUAUGAUACAAUUGUGACUUCGCACCCGGAACGGAUUGACGACAUCUGUGAUAGUAGUCACGAUAUAUUCUGUGCCUCCGUGUCUCGCGAAGAUGGCCCUCCGGAUGGCAUGUUCGAAAAGGGAGAGCUGACGUCGAUGUCCGAGUCUAUCCCACUGGAGAUUGCUAUACCUGACGAGGCGACAUUUAUGGCGAGCAUCUUCAAGUUCGACGCAUAA
Molecule: messenger RNA, 1770 nt
Organism: Coniophora puteana RWD-64-598 SS2
Lineage: Eukaryota; Fungi; Basidiomycota; Agaricomycetes; Boletales; Coniophoraceae
Exons: 4
Coding region: 1-1770 (589 amino acids)
Source: RefSeq, a predicted model, not a curated record